AUGCCCAACUGGAAGUCGUACGAGAGCUCUGUUCGCCUUCUUUCGGCCAUCCUUGCCGCUCACCCCGGUCUGAAGCUAGACUAUAACGAGGUCGCCCGUUUCUGGGGAGAUGGAGUUAAAUACAAAUCUUGUUGGGACAGAUGCAGUCUCAUGCACAAGAACGCCAAGCUCCUGAGAGAUGCAGUCGAGGCUGGCCUCGAUCCCUUCAAAGUUGAAUUGAUCGAUGCUCCUUCCAAAGUCCAAGACAUUGCUGCUAGGUUCGGUAGUGACUGCACUGCAUCUGCUCUCGAGAAUCGAUUCCGCCCUCUCAAGAGAGAUGCCAAGUUGAUCAAUGACUCGAUUGCCAAGGGCAUUGAUCCGAAGACGCUUCCCAUUGGCGCUGAAACAAAAGGGGCUGGUUUUCCGAAAGGUGUCCGGCGUGUUUCCCCAAAUACUUCAAAGCACUUUACACAUUUCCUUACGUUUUGGGAUUUUGAACAGCACUCCUCAAAGAAGAAGUCUUUAUUGAUAUGUAGUGCAGAGAUUGCUAGAUAUUUUGGGUCUGAUGCCACCAAAUCCGCCAUUGAAAGUGUCUGGAAGCGACAAGUCCGCCCAGGUGUCAAGGCCAUCACCGAUGCCUUGGAUCAAGGUGGCGAUCCCAAGGAUGUUAACCUUUUGGGUACUUUCUGGACUGGCGGAAAGGGAGCCUCGGAGAUCGCCAAGUGCUAUGGCACCAACUGCACGAAGUUUGGUCUCGACAAUCAUUUCAAGAGAGACAUCCGACCCAACGUUAAGUCUAUUCGCGACGCUCUCGCUCGUGGCGAUGAUCCUAAGGAUCUUACCAUGAUGGAGAAUGUUCGGGACGGCAAAAUCGGCAAGGAGAUUGUCAAAUUCUACGGAAGCCGCCUCACGAAGCCGAGUCUCAUGCACCAUUUGGGUCGUGAUAUCAGUCCUAAUACCAAGCUCUUGAAGGAAGCUGUCGGCCGAGGUGAAGAUCCCGAUUCGGUGAUCUUGAUCGAAGGUGUCAGAUCUGAUAGAGCUGGAAAGGAAAUUGCCAAGUGCUUUGACCUUGAGCUCAAGUCUGGUGCUCUCCAAAAGCACUUCGUUCGCAAUAUCACACCUAAUGUCAAGCUCGUCCAAGAGGCUCGCGCCCGAGGUGAAAAUCCAGUUGGCGUCAUCCUGAUCGAGAACGUUCGAGAUGGCAAGCCGGGAAAGCGUGGUUUGUCAAUGUCGGCAGUAUCUGAAGCCGCUAUUGGUAUUCCUGCAGAGAUCGCUCGUUGCUUCGGCAAAUCGGCAACAGCCAAAUCCAUCAUGAAUAUCUUCGACCGCACUGUCAGACCUGAUGUCAAGCUCAUUCUGGAGACCUUGAAGGCCGGUGGCGAUCCCGAGAAAAUCUCCCUGGCUGGUAUUGCAAAGAUCAGCGGUGGUUCCAAGGAAAUCGCUAGGUGCCUUGAUCCCGAGCUCAAGCCUGGCACUCUUAAUCAACACUUUAACCGCAACAUCAACCCCAAUGUCAAGCUCAUCAAAGACGCUCUCGCCAAAGGCAAAAGCCCAAUGGGUGUCACUUUGUGUUUCGGAUCCGAUGCGACAGCUGGUGGCAUCAAGUUCCAGUUUGCGACUCGUAUCAAGGCCGAUGUCAACCUCAUCAAGAAUGCUCGAGCAAAUGGCAUUGACUGCAAGGGCAUCAUGCUUAGCGGAGCAAACGAGGGUUCGAACUGUGGCAAUGAGAUUUCGAGCAUCAUGGGCAGUGAUACCACACCCAAUGGCAUCAAGUUCCAGUUCACGGAUCGCUUCCGGCCUAUUGCCAAGCGCCAGUUGGACAUGAAGGCGGCGGGCCUAGAUCCAAAGGACGUCAAUCUUGACAGUGUCAAGGGCAAGGGAGCUCAGGGUCAGGGAGUUCUUGAUACACUUUCCAUUGCACGCUUUCCUUGCCAGCACGAUUUUUUUAUAUCAGCAAGUACUUCGGCAGCGACAGCACCGCAGGUGGCACACAAGAUGGCGAAGUUCAUCGGUAGUGACUGCACUAAGGGUGCUUUGGAAUGGCAGUUCCGCCGUUACAAAGCAGGUGCAAAGUUGCAGAUGGCUGCUGUGGCAGCAGGCCAAGACCCGAAGAAUAUCAAUGUUGAUGUCAAUCCUCAGGGCAAGCCGGAUGGCAAGGGUUCUGGUGGAACGAACUCCAUCGCUCGUGAAUACGGCGAGGGCGUUACAGGUAAAGCUGUCUCCACAUACUUUGAGCGCGCACGUAAGGAUCCAAGUUGGAACCGAGCUAACACUACAGAAGAGAAUGGUUCCGCGAAAAAGAACCAAACGCCAAGAAAGCGCAAGGCGCCCGCUAAGAAGAUGAAGGACGAGGGAGACGACGAUGAGGAGGAUACCGGCAGCAACUUUGAUGAGACUCCGACAAAGAAGAAGGCCACUCUCCACAAGGUCCAGAGCGGCCGUGUUAAGAAGCCAUCCCCCCGUUCCCGUGUUGUUCCAUCUUCAUAUGCUGAGCUUUCGGAGAAUGACGAAGAGGAUGGAGCGGUCAACGAGGAGUCCAUGGAGAACGGCUCUGAUGGAUUCGUCGACAAUGGCUAUCACAAUGGUAACGGCAAUGGCAACGCUGAUGACGGUAUGAAUGGCUAUGAUGACCAGGAGGGCCUCUACUACGACGUCGAAGAGGAAGCUUAA
Hyaloscypha bicolor E is the source of this 2649-nucleotide messenger RNA. RefSeq lists its product as uncharacterized. The record is from RefSeq and is a predicted model, not a curated record. Bases 1 to 2649 code for a protein of 882 amino acids. NCBI's taxonomy places the organism in Eukaryota, Fungi, Ascomycota, Leotiomycetes, Helotiales, Hyaloscyphaceae. The transcript has 13 exons.